This is a messenger RNA of Pantherophis guttatus, 2009 nucleotides long. NCBI's taxonomy places the organism in Eukaryota, Metazoa, Chordata, Lepidosauria, Squamata, Colubridae. The record is from RefSeq and is a predicted model, not a curated record.
AUGAAAAAGAGGGGCCUGGCUGUCACCAUUCCCGAUUACGAGAGCGCUGAGAAAAAGGAUUUAAGACCGGUUCUCGAAUUUACGACUAUCACAUCGUACCCACAGUCAUUUAAUUGUGAUUUGGGCACUUGGCAACUGAUUUUAGAAUUUCUAAUCAUACAACUUCAGGGUGAAAAGGGGGAACAGUCAGAAAGAUCUUCCGUGCUGGAAGGAACAAUGGUUGUUUCUUUGGACAUUCAAGAUUCUCCCCAGCGUGUGGACCUGUCGCACUGUGCUGCAAUUAUUGCUGCAAAAGGUGAUUUAUGCCACAAACUCCCCAGUGAUCUAACAUUCAAAGAAAUAGAAAGCUUACUGCCUUUCUGCCAGAGUGGUGUCCUGCCUGGAAGCGGAUGUCCUCAUGAAUCUCUGCCUACCAUGCCUUUUCAGCUUUCCUUUCAGCUGUAUGAGAAAACUGAAGUCCUGAAGGAAGACAGCGUCGCAUUGAAACAGUUCAUCCAUAGGAUCAGCCUCGUGCACACAACAAUCAAGUUCCAUUACUGUGUAAAAGUUAACGGCAAAAUCUCUGCUGAGACAUACAGCCCAGAAGGGAAAGUCAGCACAUGUUUGCCAGAUGGAACCACGUUACUUAGUGAUGGGAGACAUUUUAUAAGGUCAGAAUUCAGGGCUGUAAUCCCAUCCUGUGAUAAAAUCCACCUUGUGACCGGUGAACGAGUCAAUCUGUUCAUCCCAGAUGAAUUAGUAGAAAGAGGUUUCACAGGUGCACUGAGCCUCAUACCUGCUACAUCCCUGUGUCCCUGCCAGAAAUCUUUUCCUAACCAACCUGCGAAGAUCAUUGCUGUCUCCAUAUUUCUUUACGAUCCAGCUGGACUGCCCACAUUGUUUUCUGCAGAGGAGGUCUCGUAUUCUUUCUUUGAAGAUCCUUCACGCUUAGCCUCAUGGGGCAAAUACGCCUACCAGGCCACACUAAAUUCAGCGGCAUAUUGCAAAACAGAUACAGUGAGACCUGAAAUCCAAUUUAACCUUCAUACCAGCCACCAGCAGGAUUCAGAGACUCAAGAACAGACACUGCUGCUCUUCCUUUUUCUUGGUUAUACCGAUCCGUUUCAGGACAAGCCAAUUUUCACUUUCUGGAACCGGCAGGUGGUUCUGUCCCGUCUCUCGGCUAUCCUCUUCUGCAGCGAGCAGGCUGUGAAAAGGGCUACCCAAGAACUGGUGAAUGAUGUCCUGCAUCAACACUACAGACUAUUCCAGGAGCAGCAGAAGCUGGCAUGUUCUUUACCCAUCAUGGCAUCUGCCAUUUCCAGAAUAGUCUCGAGCAGCACCGACGGUGACUUCCGAAGGAAGUGUCUCCACAGCUUGCAGGUGGCAGACACUCAAGAAUUCCAGGAAACCAUCAGAGAAACUUUUAACAAAGUCAUUCUCAAGCAAUGGAAGCCCAAUAACGCCUGUGAGAUCAAAAAACCACUGUCUAGAAAGUGUAAGACAAGGCCUCUAACUGCCAAAACUCCCUCAUCCUCCGAUCAUCAGAAAACAUUGUGCUCCUGUGUUAGUUGUCCAGGAUUAGAGCAAGGGGAAGGAACCAGCAAGAGAGAAGGAUUUUGGUUUGAUAGCUCAGAGUUUGACGAAAUAAGCACGAGAAAGAAGAGAAAACCAGCAAAUAGGAGGAUUCCCACGGAAGAGGAUUCAGACGACCUUAACACCUCCGGUGAAGCAAAGAACAAGGAACCCAAAGGAAGCCUCCCAACAAAACCAGAAGCCACUUCAACCUCUUCCUUUUCAUCUUCUUCUAAGAGUGGGAGGGAUAUUUUCCCACACAAAAGUCAAGGAAAUGAUGGCAUCACCGGAGCUGCAAGGAGCAAAAAUCUGUGUCAGGAGGAGGACUUGUGGGCUCAGGAGGUUUUCAACAUGGCCAAGUGGACCUCCUGAAUCGGCCACUCCUGUCCAGUUAACGGAAUUCCCAGGUUUUUUUGGAGUGUCUCGGGCAAGGCAAUAAACGAAGAGAGUUGUUA